Messenger RNA from Ziziphus jujuba (common jujube), 1908 nucleotides. Its product is annotated as transcription factor MYB86. Gene Ontology annotation, biological process: regulation of stomatal movement. The coding region runs from base 259 to 1728 and encodes 489 amino acids. The record is from RefSeq and is a predicted model, not a curated record. Lineage: Eukaryota; Viridiplantae; Streptophyta; Magnoliopsida; Rosales; Rhamnaceae. The transcript has 4 exons.
AGUGAGCACCUUAUUGAGUGUGACUUUUCUUUAGGGGCAGCCUCUUAUAUUAUUAGUUCAACUUCCUUUUCUCAGCUGGUACUUCAUUUUCUCAGCCUCUUUCUCUUUCUCUUUCUCUUUCUCCAUCUUUCUGCCACAGCUCCCCUACAAAUCCGUUUCAGAGCUACCUCUGCUCAUUGCUGACAGUUGAUAACAGGAGAUUGAACAGAGGAGGGGAGAGUUAGAGACGUUUGGUUUGUUGUCUUAAGAAAUUAAUUAAUGGGGAGGCACUCUUGCUGUUACAAGCAGAAGCUUAGGAAAGGCCUCUGGUCUCCUGAAGAGGAUGAGAAGCUUUUGAGACAUAUAGCUAAGUAUGGCCAUGGCUGCUGGAGUUCUGUCCCUAAGCAAGCUGGUCUGGAAAGGUGCGGGAAAAGCUGCAGAUUGAGGUGGAUCAACUACUUGAGGCCGGAUUUGAAGAGAGGCACUUUCUCCAAGGAAGAAGAGAAUCUUAUAAUUGAACUUCAUGCCGUCCUAGGGAACAGGUGGUCUCAGAUUGCAGCACAAUUGCCCGGAAGAACAGACAAUGACAUUAAAAAUCUGUGGAAUUCCUGCCUGAAGAAGAAGCUAAGGCAGAGAGGCGUAGACCCUGUCACCCACAGACCCAUCUCAGAGGACAAAGAUAGGGAAGCAAAAAGCAGCGGAGAGAAACUAGUGUCGGUGGCAAUAUCCAAUGAAUUGAACCUCCUUGAAACAGAAAAUUCGAAAAAAGCAGCAGCAGCAGCAGCAUUAUUUGGUGCAGCACAAGUAGUAGAAGCUAAUAAUUCAUCACUAUGCUCCAACAAGACAACCAACACCACCACCGACAACAACAACAUGAUGAUGAUGAAGGAGUUGUUCCUGCAGGAGCAAGACACCUCCAGCACAACCAACUGCCAGCAGCCGCCUUCUGAUUUUCUGGGUCAACUCAAUUCCCUUCACCAAUUCAAAUACAAAUAUGGAUCUACUACCAAUACGGGUAGCAGUACCACUGCAACAACCAGGCUCCCCUCUUCUAACCCCUGCAGUAAUUGGUUCCUGCAGCCAGGGAAAAGCACUCUUGAUAUGAAUUCUCAUGAUGACGCCCUUAGUAAUUGCAAUUCAAUUCCUAUCAUUCUUCCUCUUUCACUUCCAAUUCCAAUUCCAGCAAUAAGCAGCACCUCAUUUCCUUCUUCUACUGCUAGUUGUAUUGCUAAUUGCAAGCCUAAUUCGCUCACAUUUCCACCCACUGCCACUGGUAGCAUCGAUAAUAAUAACUCAAUGGCCUCCUUCCCAAUCAGCAACAACAGCAGCAGCAGCAGCAGCAGCAACUGUUUCUUGGAGAACAACAAUAUGUUUGGCUGGGGAUUAGUGGCAGAUUGUAGCACGGUGUCCGAGAGAGAGGCUCAUAUCCAAGUGAAUAAUCUAAUGGACAGCCAAGCGGGAGCGGCUGAUGACAUAAAGUGGGCCGAAUACCUUAGCAACCCCCCAACGUUUUUGCAAACUAAUACUACUACUCAGCAUCAAAAUUCACACUCUCUAUUAUGCAUCACCAGCAGCAGCAGUAGCACUAGUGAUAUCAAAUCAUCAGAAACGCAACAUUCCGUGAUGUGGCCUCCUCCCCACAACAGCAAGCACCAGCAACUACAGCCUUCGCAAUUGCAAACCACCUCUUCUGAUAUAUGUGCCAAGGAUAUCCACAGACUUACUGCGGCCCUUGGUGGACAUAAUUAGCCGCUACUUUCCUAUAUGCUUCCUACACAAAUUUAACUACAGUUGAUAAUCUGUGAGCAAAUCGAACAAUCAAGAUAUUGCAUUUUUCCUGGGCUGUGGGGUACAAUUACACAAAUACGGCUUCUUACUGGGUUCUUUUGUUUUUUGUUUUCUUGUUUUCUGUUUUUUGUUUUUUUUUUU